AUGGCCUCUGAAAAUUUUGUGCAACCAGCCUUUCCACGUUUUGAUGGUCACUAUGGCCAUUGGAGCAUGCUAAUGGAGAACUUCUUAAGGUCUAAAGAGUAUUGGCAUAUUGUUGAAGCUGGAGUAGCAGAACCAACAACAGGCACAACACUAACGGACCAGCAGAAAACAGAGAUUGAAGGGCAGAAGUUGAAGGAUCUUCAAGCAAAGAAUUAUCUUUUCCAAGCAAUCGAUUGUUCAAUUUUGGAAACCAUUCUUUGCAAUAACUCCUCUAAGCAGAUUUGGGAUUCGAUGAAAAAGAAGUACCAAGGAUCAUCAAGGGCAAAGAGGCUGCAGCUUCAAGCACUUCGUUCAGAGUUUGAAAUGCUUCGAAUGAAAUCAGGUGAGUUGGUCUCAGAUUAUUUCUCAAGAACGAUGGCAAUCGUCAGCAAAAUGUGGAUCCAUAGCGACAAGGCGGAGGAUGUUACCAUCAUUGAAAAGAUUCUUCGGUCUAUGACACCAAAAUUUAAUUUUGUUGUAUGUUCUAUAAAGGAAUCUAAAGAUAUUGAAGAACUUUCAAUUGAUGAAUUAUAA
Cornus florida is the source of this 573-nucleotide messenger RNA. RefSeq lists its product as uncharacterized. NCBI's taxonomy places the organism in Eukaryota, Viridiplantae, Streptophyta, Magnoliopsida, Cornales, Cornaceae. The record is from RefSeq and is a predicted model, not a curated record. The transcript has a single exon. Bases 1 to 573 code for a protein of 190 amino acids.